GGUCAGUCCCUGGACCAGUUAAGUAAAAAAGGAGUGGAAAUAACACAAAGUAAUAAAAAAAAGUAGGCUAUAUUACUGGAUGUGUUUGCUGAGUUUUUGAAUCUCUAGGAUGUUGUUCCUGGGCUAUGUAGCUCUGCUCUUGUGUUGGAUGCAUUGUGCUGCACAAAGGGCUUGUGAAGAACCUCCUCCUAGGAGGGUAAAAGAAGUGCCUUCCAAAAGAUGGGACAACCCCCCCUAUCCACAUGGGACUCAAGCAUCAUACAAUUGUCGGCCUGGAUAUGUAAAAGUUGGACGAGUUGCGUUUCAGUGCGUCGAUGGAACGUGGAAGCAGCUGCCCCCAGGGACAGAAUGCAGAAAUAAGCCCUGUGGACAUCCUGGAGACACUGAGUUUGGUUUCUUUGAACUUACCAGUGGAAGUGAAUUUGUGUUUGGUGCCAGAGUUGAGUACAGAUGUAAUGAUGGCUACCAGAUGCUCAGCCUAAGAAAUUACCGUGAGUGUCAGGCCGAUGGAUGGAGCAAUGACGUCCCUCACUGUGAAGUGAUAAAGUGUUUACCUGUACAAGAACCUGAAAAUGGAAGGAUAAUUAUGACUGGUGCAUUUGAGCUAGGCCAAGAAUAUUCCUUUGGCCAGGCUGUAAAUUUUGAAUGUAACGAAAAACACAAGCUUAUUGGAGCUAAAGAAAUCGUUUGCUCUGCUAAUGGAAAAUGGAGUAGCGAUGUGCCUCGGUGCGAAGAAAUUAUCUGUGACGUGCCAGAAAUUCCUCACGGAUACGUCCGUUCUCCAAGGAGGAAUUACAAGGAAAAUGAUCUAAUGCAGUAUUUCUGUGAAGAAGGAUACAAGUAUGGGAACAGAGCAGAUGCACUGUGCACUGAAUCGGGAUGGAAUCCACCUCCCUAUUGCAUAGAAAUUGAAUGCUCUCCUCCAGUAAUUUCCUCUGGGAACUUUAUACCUCAAAAAGACAGGUACAAACUACAUGAUACAAUCACAGUAGAGUGUGAUGCUGGAUAUCAUUUUAAAGUGACGACUGGCAGAACCAUAGCUGAAUGCACCAAGAAUGGCUGGGUGCCUGAUCCAGCUUGUGUCCGGAAACCGUGUGACUACCCACUUAUAGAAAAUGGCAGGUUAAGUAAUUCAUAUGAGUACGGCAGAUACUAUUACUUUCCAAAAAGAUUUGGACAGUCUGUAGAUUACUACUGCCUCGACGACUAUUCAACCCCCACUGGAGAAUUCUGGGUCCGAAUUUACUGUUCUGAAAGGGGCUGGUCUCCUGAGCCAAAAUGCCUGAAAAAAUGUUCCAUCAGAGGGCUGGAAAAUGGUUAUUUCCCACGCCGCAACUGGUACGAAUUUUACAAGGAAGGUGAAAGAGUCAGUUAUGGUUGCUACAAUGACUACCAAGCUGAGCAUGAAAAAGUCACGUGCACAAGGAAUGGCUGGGAACCCGCUCCGAGAUGUAUCCGUAAAAAAAAAUGCCAGACUAUCAUUUUUGAGAAUGGCUUUUGGAACUCAGGCAGGACAACAUUCCAUUUGAAAGAGAAGGUCUCAUAUAGGUGUCAUGCUGGCUUUGUGACUCCAGAAGGACAAGAUACAGGACGCGCACAGUGCCAAGAGAGUGGCUGGACUCCACCUCCGAAGUGCAUCAAAUCAUGUAAAGCACAAGAGGGCAUUUUGAUUCAUCACACAAAUAAAACUGUGUUCAUGCCUGAAGAUACAAUUGAGUAUUCAUGUUUGGAGGGAUAUAAAACUACAAAUAACAUGCCAACUGAUACCACAAUGUGUGACAAAAAUGGAGAAUGGAGUCCAGCACCCGAGUGUCGUGAAAUAGAAUGUGCACUGCCAUCACAGCGCCAUAGAGAUUUCUCUCCCAAGGAAGAUAAAUACCGCAGUGGAGCUGUUGUGAAAUUUACCUGUGCAAAAGAGUACAUCAGGGUGGGACCUGCCUCUACUCAAUGCUACCACUUUGGGUGGUUUCCACCACCACCACUGUGUAAAGGGAAUGUCAGAGGCUGUGGACCUCCCCCUGAAAUUACCAAUGGAAGUAUUGUUGAUGGGUCUGUGGAACAGUAUCAGCAUGGGGACAGAAAGCAAUAUGAAUGUAAUGGCGAAUUUAAGUUGGUUGGAUCAAAGGAAAUAGAAUGUGUUGAUGGACAGUGGUCACCUUCUCCCUCUUGCAUUGAAGACAAAAUGCCGUGUGAAUCGCCUUCUUCUAUCCCGAAUGUUGUUCUACAUCAGGCAGACCAGACCCAGUAUUCACACGGGGAUGAAGUAACUUGUGGAUGCAAACCAGGCUCUGACAAUACUGAGGAAAUGAAAAUAAAAUGUCUUAAUGGAGAAUGGAAGCCUUUACCUAUUUGUGCUGAUGCAUCCCCUCAGUGUGUAAUUCCAGAGGACAUUGAGCUGGUGCACUCUGGCCAGUAUCCCAUGUCAAGAAGGAAAACUGGGUUCCAUAAAGUUAUACGUUAUACAUGUACAUUAACUGAUGAAAAUAUUAAACAGGCAACUUGUGUGUCUGGCAGAUGGACUCCAGAGAUUGCAUGUACAGCUGAGGAGAGUGUGUGCCCACCUCCACCUCAGGUGCCUGGUGCUCAGCAGACAAUAGUAGGAAGAAACUACAGGAAUGGGAGUAAAGCAGCUUUUUCGUGUGUCGAUGGUUUCCAGCUCGUUGGUACAAGGGAGAUAACCUGUACAGACGGGAAAUGGCAAUCACCACCUCACUGUGUGGAAAGACCAUGUUUGCCACCACAAGCUGUAGAAUGUGCUGAUGCUCCCAGGCUGGAAAAUCCAAACUUAAAAAUUGAAAGAGAAGGGAAAACAUUUUAUUUGCCUGGUGCUAGAUUUAAGUAUAUUUCUCGUUCUGGGUACAUGUUAGAUGGACCAACAGAGAUAAAUUGUUCUAUGGGAAAAUGGACUGCAGCUCCUUCAUGCUUGGAAAUGCCAUGUGGAAGUGUUCCAAAAGUUGCCAAUGCUCAGUUUGAAGGCAGAAACAAGAAAUUUUAUGAGCCUGGUGAAACAAUUCGCUACGAGUGUGGUUCAGGGUUCCUGAUUGUUGGUUCCCCUGAAAUUAUCUGCAGAAAAGGAAACUGGACAGCACCACCUUUCUGUGAAGAUGCCAGCUGUGGAGCCGCGCCUGAAAUCCCCAAUGCGCGCAUUAUAGGCGCUCCGAGGCAGAGGUAUCUGCCCGAGGCCAAAGUGCACUACCAGUGUGAAAGCAAUUUUCAGAUGACGGGUGAAAAUUAUGUUACUUGUUCAAAUGGUCAAUGGUCACAAGCACCAGUUUGCAGAGAUGUGAGAUGUGAACCUCCUCCAGAAAUUGCUGGUGGUAGAAUUGAUGGUAUUAAAAAGCCCAGGUAUAUCCCUGGGGAGAGUGCAAAGUAUCAGUGCUGGCAAAAUUUUAAGAUGACUGGGGCUUCCACUGUAGUGUGCCAGAAUGGGACCUGGACAGAGCUGCCAACUUGCAAAGGACAACGUGGGAAAUGUGGCACACCUCCAACUAUUCAAAGUGGAGAGCUUCUUGUCUUCCCCUUGCAAGAAUAUCAACAAGGUGAUACUCUGGAAUACAAAUGCCCAGAUUUCUAUGUCUUGGAAGGAUCUGCAACAAUCACCUGUCGUAAUGGGCAGUGGACAAGCCCCCCAGUUUGCCUAGUGGCUUGUACAGCAUCAGAAGAAGAUAUGGACAUAAACAAUAUUGAGCUGAAAUGGGUUGCAAAAACCAAGCUGUAUUCCACAUCAGGGGACUAUAUUGAAUUCCAGUGUAAACCAGGAUAUCUGAAACAGCGAAAUAGUCCCAGCCUCAGAGUACAGUGUGUGGAGGGGACAUUGAACUACCCACGCUGCAUACUGGGAAAGAGCUGUACCCUGGAUAGGAACGCUAUGGCAACGAACAAUAUUCAGUUGCAGUCAUCCAGCCAGUCAAGCAUUCACUAUCGCUCAGGGGAUCCCGUUGUCUUUGAGUGCAAGCCUGGCUACCAGCAGGCUUCCCAGGUGGAGAAAUUCAGAGCGCAGUGCCUGAACGGAGUGAUUAGGUAUCCUGAGUGUGCAAAAUCAAGGUAUGGGUAAAUGGAAAUGGCAUGAGGGAGCCCAGGCUGAGGAAAUGAAAGAGCCCUCAACCAACCAAGUGCUUUGAGCUCAACUUUUCCUGGUGUUUCCCAGUUUGCUGUGCUUUGUUUGCAGCUUAGCCAAUGUUCUCUCUUGGAAUUUGGUAUUGUUUUUAUUAUUGGAUGAUUGUAUUUGCGUAUUAUCCACAUUAGAUCUAGUUUUAUAAAUGUAUUUACAUUUUAUCCAGCCAAAGGGUAGUGCGUGCAUUUUAUCCAUUUUAUACUGAUCUCACUGUUAUUUUAUUAACAAUUGUGGCCAGAAAACAGGCUGGCUUUGGUGGCAUACUGAGACAAGAAUUAAAGCUCACAGCUAAUUUGAUUAUCAGC
Molecule: messenger RNA, 4419 nt
Organism: Corvus hawaiiensis (hawaiian crow)
Lineage: Eukaryota; Metazoa; Chordata; Aves; Passeriformes; Corvidae
Gene: CFH
Product: complement factor H
Exons: 24
Coding region: 110-4054 (1314 amino acids)
Source: RefSeq, a predicted model, not a curated record